AUGGCUUACGCUUUAUCCGAGAAAAGCCAGAUUUCACCGUUUAAUGUUUUGUUGGGCACAAUCUCAAGCCAGCUUACCCGUGAAAGUAUACGCAAGAUUAAAGUACAACUUCGUGGCCAUGUUGACAAAGAACGCCUCUACAAACUUAAGGGUGGAUUCGAGGUCAUCCAUAUUCUUCAAGAACGGGGAUUAGUCACAGAGAAAAAAUUGUCUUUCCUGCGAAAACUUUUGCAAGACUGUGAAUUAUUAACACUCAUCGAAUUAUUGGAUGAAUAUAAACAAGCCGUGCAAGUAAUGAAUGGCAAAUCGAAGGAAGGUAAGCAAGGUGAGAGCAGCGCUGCGAUCAGUCGCAGAACCAAUGCCCUGCAGCGGUUGAUGGGAAGGCAGCUGGAAGAACUGGCUCACUGUUCCUCGCGGGGAAAUGAUUUGAAGAAGACUCUUGAAGAAAAACAAAUGUUGCUUGACUCGCAGAAAGAAAUUUUGAUUGUGGGUCAACAAGCUAUUGAUCAUAUCUCAGAAAAACGAGAAGUGGCAGAACAAGAAAAAAGCGUAAUCGAAGAAAGAGCACAGGAAAACGAAGCCAUGUUUGAGGCUCAGGAAAAAGAUCUUAAUGAAUUACAAAACCUGUUGGGAACCAAGGAUAAACAAUUGAAGAAAUUUGGACAAGCAGAUAGGAGGAAAACAAUUUUUGAGAAACACACCAAUGAGAAAGCAAGUAAGACUUUGGAAACGUUAAACAAGCAAAAAGACGAAAAACAAGAAACAUUGAAGAAAAUGAUCAAAUCCGUGGACGAUACUCGGGCUCAGUUGUUGGAAAAACGCGAGGCCGUCCGACAUCAUAACGAAGACACGUUUCUAAAAACACAAGAACUUGUGAGUGUUGACCAAUAUAUUUUGGAAACUAUGGAGGAUGUUAGAAAACUGAAGCAGGAAAUAAGAAAGAAUGAGUUCGAACUGUCUGUUCUACAGAAUCAAAUCAAUGAAACACAAGAAGAACUUGAACGAACAAGAAGAGAUGGUAUCGCAAACAACGCUUUUAAAGUACCUCUCUGGAGACUGGAAAACACAGAAAAGCAAAAGACAAAGGUAAAUAGUUUGAACUAUUCAGAGGUCCUGGAGGAGAAUUCCUAUUCAGUUGGCUCAUUGGGCAUGCGUACUGUUCCCCUUCAAUUUGACUCUCCAUGCUGUGUAGCGAGCCACAAAGGAUUAAUUUAUGCCGCUGACCGAAAUAAUUGCCGUAUUCUGGUGUUUGACUCUAUGGGGGAGCUCUCACGGGAACCGCUUACAUUUGGAAACAUGGGCCCUGUAGCUAUUGCAAUUAAUAAACGAGGAAACAUAAUAACAACGGAUUCACAGAUAAUAAAGGUUUUCAGUUCGGAUGGGGCAUUGUCGCAUAACUUUCUUCCUGUUUACAGCAAGAGCGACACGAGGCCAGAAAUCUCUGCGCUGACUGUGGAUCGCGAUGGAAACAUACUUGCAGCCGAUCGACCGAAUCACAGAAUACAGAAAUUUCGUAUUGAUGGUCACUUUUUAGGUUUUAUUGGUGGUUCAAUGUACCUUCAAUAUCCCAGUGGGGUAGCCACCACGAAGAACAACGAUGUUGUGAUAUCUGAAUGCGAAAGUCACCAGCUGAAAAUAUUCCAUGAUCACGGAAGGUCUUUUACUUUUGUGGGUUGUAACGGGACUGGCAGAAACCAAUUUAUGAAUCCCAGAGGGCUAGCUGUUGACAAUGUGGGUAAUAUUUUGGUAGCCGACAGCUUGAACCAUCGUAUCCAAGUAAUAGAUCCCCAGGGAAAUUUUAUUGGUAGUUUUGGGAGACUAGGAUCAGGACCCGGUUGUGUUGAUACUCCGUAUGCAAUGGCGGUGAAUCGCCGAGGUCACGUGAUUGUUGCAGAUAGUGGUAAUCACCGUGUGACGGUUUUUACUUGA
Molecule: messenger RNA, 1929 nt
Organism: Stylophora pistillata
Lineage: Eukaryota; Metazoa; Cnidaria; Anthozoa; Scleractinia; Pocilloporidae
Biological process (GO): protein polyubiquitination; proteasome-mediated ubiquitin-dependent protein catabolic process; regulation of apoptotic process
Molecular function (GO): ubiquitin protein ligase activity; protein binding
Source: RefSeq, a predicted model, not a curated record